Acaulospora morrowiae is the source of this 1167-nucleotide messenger RNA. NCBI's taxonomy places the organism in Eukaryota, Fungi, Glomeromycota, Glomeromycetes, Diversisporales, Acaulosporaceae. The record is from the annotation of a GenBank genome assembly.
AUGGAAGAAUUAAGACAAGCUAAUCAGGAGCUCCAUGAGGAAAUAUCGCGUUUAGCCCAAUCAAAUAGGAGCAUAGAACAACGAGUAUAUACUUUAGAAAGGGCUAUUGCUAUAUGUGAAGAAAGAAUCCGAUUUCUUGAAGAGGAACUAGAAAAUACUAUCGAAUUUUCUAAUGAAGAAAAAGAGGAAAUGAUGAAAGAAAUCAUAAAUUUAAAAAGAAUUGUUCAACAACUUGAAAAAGAAAAUAAACAAAAAGAUGAAAAAAUAUCUAUUAAGGAUAAGUUAAUAAUGGAAUUUGAUGAAUGUGAAAAAAAAUUAAAAAUCAGAAUUCGAGAAAUAUCCAAAUCAGCAGGUAAUACCCCCAAGGCAUUGAAUUAUACAUCAAAAUUAGUAGAUGAAAAUGAGCGUCUUAAGCGUGAAAUAAGUAAAUUACAAUAUAUUCUUAUAAAUAGAAAUAAUAAAAUAGAUCUGCAAAAAGCACGUAUAACUGAUUUACAUUGUCAAAAUUUUGCAUUAGCAUUAUUAAGAUAUCGGGAUAAAUUAGAACUUAUAAAUACUCAAGAAGCUUUACAAAAUUCACAAAUAUGGAAUUCUAAUGUUAUAAUAUCUGAAAAUGAAUCUGAUGAAAAUUCACAAGACAGUAAUAUAUCAGAAGAAAUGUCAACAAUAGUCGAGUUAGCCGAUACUAUAGAUGGAUAUUUGGAUAAUCCAGGAACAAAUAGAGAGAUUUUAUCUAAUCAAAUAAAAAGGGUUACAAGACAAAUACGCCAAGCUCUUAUAAUUUCGCAAUCAAUAUUUCCUAUACCUGAUACACAAAAAAUGAUUGAUAAGGCAUUAGCGAAACAAAAAUCCAAUUAUGAUGCUGAGAUAGAAAAAUUAAGAAAGGAAUUCCAAUCACAAAAAGCACAGAAAAUACAGGCACCAAUUCUGCAAACCAUUGAACCGGUUAGACAGUCAAGAGGCCCCCCAUCAAAUUUAAAAACAGAAGAUUAUAAAAAUUAUUAUGAAACAAAAUACUUUAACAAUUUAAGUAUAUAUAGUAAUGAAGAUUUAGAUUCACAUUAUCCUAAAAAACCUUUUCAAAGAACAAACCAAUCCACUAGAAUUGAUAGAAUAGAAUCAAAAGUAGACGAAAUUGGACAAAUGACAUCUCAAUUUAGAAAAAUG